UUUUCGAUUGUCCUUUAAAAACGUUCACUUCCCGGAUACUGGCGCAUUUCUGUUUUGCAGUGCCGCAGACACCUGUCGACACUUUGUAAAGGUUAUCUGCCAGCAACCUUAAACGAUUAAUUUUAUACAAGCAGGAGUGUUUUUGUGUACUUCACUUUUCAUCAAAGAUGGCUCCAACGCAAACGAGAUCGGAGCAGCGACCGAUACCGCAACAAAUAAACCACACGGAACAGAUGGAUGAGAAAUUGGGACGCUGUUUGCCUUCUGUAUCAGGUGGCGAGGUGGUGAAUCUUAUGGAAUUGCGGGCGCUUCCAGAAUGCGACGACGUGCAGGCGCUGCGGGACCGCUGCUGCGCGGCGCAGACCUCUCACGGCCGACGACCGCCGCUGGAGCGACGGAGCUUCCUGCACCAAAGACACUGCCUGCAGCUCGUCCUUGACAUUAGUGCUAAACGGAGUCAAAUAAACAGAAAAUCCAUUUCACCUAAAAUGUUGCCAUUUUACAAAAGUUUCUUUGAUAUAAGCGGAACUUGGUAUACAAACUUAACUGAAAAUAGAAGAAGAAAGUGUGGGACACUUCUCCAAUUUUGUCUUCGAAUGAUGUUUUUUAUAUACAAACAACAUUUGAUUCCA
Molecule: messenger RNA, 632 nt
Organism: Gryllus bimaculatus (two-spotted cricket)
Lineage: Eukaryota; Metazoa; Arthropoda; Insecta; Orthoptera; Gryllidae
Source: the annotation of a GenBank genome assembly